UGCUAGUCGACGUGAUGACGUAUUAGGUGCGAAAUCCGGUGGAACUCGGAAGAGAAGCGGCUGAGAAUUAUCAAGAAAUUUGACAAAAAUGGUGAAAACGAACCUCUGAAUCCUGGUAGAUCAUGGAGAACGAAGCAAACUCUUUCCAUGUUGAGUUCCCAGAUUUUUCAUGCUCCCUACUUAAGAAGCUGAACCAGCAGCGUCAGAGGGGGCAGCUGUGUGAUCUCAUUGUAUCCCUAGGUGGACACCAGUUCCGAGCCCACCGUGCUGUACUUGCAGCCAGUUCCCCCUAUUUCUGUGACCAGGUCCUGCUGAAGAACAGUGCCCGUGUAGUCCUGCCUGAUGUCAUGCACCCCUGUGUGUUUGAGAGGCUCCUCCUGUCCUGCUACACAGGAGCUCUCUCUGUGCCGUCUGGGGAGGUGGUGGCUUUCCUGACUGCUGCUAGUUUUCUGCAAAUGUGGCAUGUGGUGGACAAGUGCACUGAACUGUUGGAAGUCGGGAAUAAGGCAAGUAGUGGAAAUUUUGAACAGGGGUCGUCCCCUACAGAAGAUGGUUAUGAUAUAGAUAAUGAAGAUGACGGAGGAUUUGAGGGAGCCAGCCAGACAGGUGGUCACAAGGAGGACCUGGGGGUAGAGGAGCUGCUGGAGGAUGGGGUUUCCUUCCCUUCAGUGGGACCAGGAACUUCACAGAGUGCAAGUUGUUCUCCCCACGAAAGGUCGAGCAGUGAAAGUGGGGACCCAGACUCCGCUGAGAAUCAGCGGUCCAGAUCUACUUAUGUUCCACCCAGCAUUAUGGGUCAUAGAAAAAGGGUGCACGUAAAAUCCGAGAGGCAGAGUCGUGAAGAUUGUGGUGGCCUUUUUGGAGGCGACUCUCAUCCUGUGUCUGAUUCAGAUCAGGCCAGUCAUACAGCAGAAGUCAUGGAGGACUGUUUGGAGGAGAAGCUGGCAACACGCUUUGAUGAGAACUUGGAUGGAGACUGCUCCUAUGAAGACCCCCUGGACUUCUAUGGGACCUCCAUCGCAGGUUUCUCCCAGGAUGGUGAUGAAGGCUCUCCUGCAGUAUCUAAGGAUGAUGUGCAGCCAGAUGGAAGUGCAGGUGUAGUUAAGGGGGAGGAAGACAGCUCCCAGGGAGGUGGGGACACAAAAGAGCAAACCACCCACUCAGGGUUCGCAUCUGUAGUUUACAAGCUCUACCCAUGUCAGUGUGGCAAAAGCUUCACCCACAAGAGUCAGAGAGAUCGCCACAUGAGCAUGCACUUAGGCUUGCGACCAUUCGGCUGUGCUGUUUGUGGCAAGAGCUUCAAGAUGAAGCACCAUCUGGUCGGGCACAUGAAGAUCCACACAGGGAUCAAGCCCUACGAGUGCAACCUCUGUUCAAAACGCUUCAUGUGGAGAGACAGCUUCAACCGCCACACCUCCACCUGUGCCAAGGCCCACCAGGCCCGUCGGACCAGAGCAGAACAUUCCUCUUAGAUCUGCUGCCCCAAGCACACUGACUGAUUCGGAAUGCUUUGGGAAGCUGCUUAAGCAGCUUGGAGUUACCAGGAAAGCGCGGUACUCCAUUGUGCCAUGAAGGUUUUAGAAGAGGACGAAAGCUUCCCAGGUUUUCAUUCACUGCUGGAAUAUGCUGAAGCUGAAGGGAUCUAUAGCACUUACAGGUGUUCAGGUGUACCCAAGACCAUGCAUUCUCUCGAAUGAAACGGUAUCAUAGCAACCAUGUCUAUAUUUUAAAACGGUUUAAAAAGUCUAUUUUCAACCACAGCCUACAAAGCAUCUUAAAGAACCUCAAAUACAGUUGCACAAGUUUGAAUCAGCGAUGUUUUGAUGGCUUUUGUGGCUAGAACUGCUCUUUCACUGGUAUAGGGGCCCUUACAGCUCUCUGUGGCGUCACAAUGUGCUUUAUAGAGCACAGUGAUGGGGAAGAAAAGGUGUUUGAGUCAUUUUAUACACUGAAGUCUGUAUGAUUAUCAGGGUCAUUUGGCAAUUGUAUCUAAAAAUGUAAAUCCUACCUGAUUAUUCUCACCAGUGUUUAUUUUUUUCAAAACCAGAGUCUAAUCUGUUUGAGGCGGUUAGCUUCUGUUAGGAAUUUCCUUUGUAAAUGGUGCCAUUAUAAUUCUGUAAAAUAUUGUAGGAAAUAUUUAUGGCUGUACAAAGCCAUCAAAACAUGCACAGGUGUAAAUAUCAGAAAUAGUUUAUACAUCCUCACUGUUACGGCAAAAUGCAAACCUCAGAAUAUGUGUUAGUUAAGAAUUAACACCAAAACAGGGAAAUGAAUAUAGAGACCUUUGUAAAGGGCUGUAAUGUAAUAGAAUAGGAGUUGAAUAUUUGCAUGUAUUGUUAUUUAACGGACCUGUUGUAACGUGAGCUUCAGCAUCAUUGAGUUUAUGGCUUUAGUAAGUCUAGUUGUGUGUUCGUAAGAAGCACAGAUGCUUGUGAUACAAAUACAAAUGAUCGCAACAAAGUUUUUUAUUUUUUUUUUGGAACCUGGUGACAUUGAAAAGUUGCAGAUGCUACUGGUCUUGACUGACACACUUAAAAUGUGUGCAAAAAAUGGUCUCUGAAAAUUGUAUAUUAUUAUAGAAGUACUAAUAGCACACAGAAAAAAAAAAACUGUCCCACUUCAUGUUUUAACUCUGUUCCUGGAGUGCUAUGUACUAGGCAAAAGAACUAAUGGGUAACCUUAAUCCCGUAUUACUCCAGGGAUGCUGUUACUUCAACUGCCAAAUGUUAGAAGCUCUGAGCAAAAACACAUUUUAAGAGUAGUUAAUAACUAACAUGAAACCUCAAUUACAACAGAACCUCAGCUUUUGUGAUAUUUGAAAGCAUGAACUGUAUAUUGGUAGUUAUUUCAGUCUUAGUUAGAAUUACAGUAACUGUAGGCUGACGUAGUAUGAAAUAUGGACUAUCUGUUGCCACAAAAUACUGAAUAUGUUCACCUCAUCACACAUUGCUUGAAUUUGAAACAAUUACUGUCCCUUUAUUUAGAUUUAUGUAAAUAAUAUUCUAAUGGAAACUUCAUGAACGUGUGCUCAUGUGAUUCUACAUGCCUCAAAGAAAACGAGCAUAAGACAAUCAUGUAGGGAUUUGUAGAGUCUGCCAACACCAUUGCUAUGUGUUAAAGACCAUUUCACCAAAUUGAGACUUGACUAUUUUGAAAUUAGUGUUUAAAUGAUUGUAGUAUUGGUACAAAAAAGGUCCUCAGCAUCUUUCCAAAACAUGGAUGUACCCUCUCUUGAGUUGUAAAAAAUAGAACUGAACAUGUGUUAAACUAUGUAUUGUGAAAUGUCUUUCAUUCAAAACAGAGUAUUAUGUUUUUAAAUUCUAGACAUUAAACUAAUUAAUUCAGUAAAUCAUUUACAGUCAGUGGGGCACAAAAUGUAGUAUCAGAAUCAGGGGAACAACUGAUGAAUGAAGUAUAGAACAAAUUCAAUGUGACGUUUGAGUACAGGGCUGGUUUCUGGGACAGAUGUUAAGGCUGUUCCUGGAUGAACAGUAAAUUAGGUAGACCUUGAUGUAAUCUGGGCUCAGGAAACCAGCAGAAUCUUUGCUGUCCACUUAUUUACCAGUUUGUCUUAAAGACAGUUUGGGAAGCCUUUUAUUUUGCUGUCUCCCAAUUGAUUACUACCUCAAGAGCAUUAUCAUGUGGUAGACCUGUUGAUCAGAACAGUUGCUCAGAGAUUUUCUUUCAGGAGUAUCCCUUGCCUUUUUUACAUUGUUGUGUUGUUUUCUUCUUAUAGAAGAUCUUUGUGAGAGGUUUGUACAAAGAUGUGUUGAGCAAUAAACGUUUUAUUACUACUGACCAUU
Messenger RNA from Colossoma macropomum (tambaqui), 3803 nucleotides. It is a transcript of the gene zbtb43, whose product is annotated as zinc finger and BTB domain containing 43. The record is from RefSeq and is a predicted model, not a curated record. Bases 123 to 1472 code for a protein of 449 amino acids. Lineage: Eukaryota; Metazoa; Chordata; Actinopteri; Characiformes; Serrasalmidae. The transcript is spliced from 2 exons. Gene Ontology annotation, biological process: regulation of transcription by RNA polymerase II. Gene Ontology annotation, molecular function: protein binding; RNA polymerase II cis-regulatory region sequence-specific DNA binding; DNA-binding transcription factor activity, RNA polymerase II-specific.